Molecule: messenger RNA, 1400 nt
Organism: Lathyrus oleraceus (garden pea)
Lineage: Eukaryota; Viridiplantae; Streptophyta; Magnoliopsida; Fabales; Fabaceae
Exons: 2
Coding region: 377-1123 (248 amino acids)
Biological process (GO): meristem development; meristem maintenance
Source: RefSeq, a predicted model, not a curated record
UAUGUUAAGAACUAUUUCUAACUUAAAGUCACAAUCUGUCUCUAAGAACUGCAUAUUUUCUCAAACCUUCCAUUCAAGACUUUUAUUUUUCUAUUUCAUGUGAUGCCACAAUGUUGCCAUUUGAAUUAAGGUGCAAUGGAUGGAGGCCACCUACAGAAGAAUGGAAAAAAUGGGUCAAAAAGUUACAACCAAAGUUCGAAUAUUUAUGGAUUCAAACUGGAAUAUAUCAUGCAAUCAAAGCUUCUACAUAUGAUAUCAAAAGGGAUGACGGGUUGAUUCUUGAACUUGCUAAUAGAUGGUGUUCUAAGACAAAUACAUUUGUUUUCCCUUGGGGAGAAUCAACAUUAACAUUGGAAGACACACAGAUGAAGAAUUAAUGGAAGCAAGAAGAAUGUUUAAUAGUUCUAAAGCUAAAAAAGUGAAUCAAAGGGCAUGGAUGGUGUAUUUCAUGGAGAGUGAAAGCAAAGUGGAACAUGAAGCUUUUCUGGUUUAUUGGUUGUCAAGGUUUGUUUUUCCUGCAGAUGCUUAUGAUACUAUUCUGAAAAGUGUUUUUCAUAUUGCAAUACAUUUAGCUAAUGGAAAUAGAGUAGCUCUUGCACCUGCUGUUUUAGCUAGUAUUUAUAGGGAUUUGAGUUUACUUAAUAGCACCAUUACAACAACCAUCAAGAGUUUAAGUGUAACUGUUUGGGCUCCUUUUCAAUUGGUUCAAAUAUGGGCUUUAGAGAGGUUUUUAUCUCUUCAUCCACGCCCUUAUACAAUAGGCCAUGGUUUACCAAAGGUGGCUAGAUGGAGUGAAGUUAAAGUAUUGGAAAAUAAAAACUUGAAAAAGGACUUGGAUUGUGCUGGAUUUGGAAAUGGUUUUUUGUGGCAACCAUAUGAGAAUUCACCAUGUGUUGAGGUCUAUAAUGAAAAAGAUAUGUGGAAAUGUCAGAAUCCUUGUUUAGAUGAAGAGUUACUGUCAUUUGCGCAGUGUUUGAGGGCCGGUGAGUUGGUUGGUAUGGAUUGUAGAGAGAAGUACUUACCAUAUCGUGUCGCUAUGCAAUUUGGUAUCGAUCAAGACAUUCCUGAUCCUGACAAUGUUGCUUCUAGAUACUAUGAUUGGUGGAAGAUAUCCAAAUCUUGAGGAAAGAGAUAAUAAGAGAGUAAAGUUUGAGAAACAUGAAAUGGAAGGUUCUGAUAAUAAGCCAUAGUAUUCCUUGGUUGGUUUGUAACAACACAACAAGAAUUUUUUUUUUUAUGGCAUACAAUCAACUUCAUAUUCCUAAUUUUUUGUAAUAGUUUAGUUUUUAUUUAUCAAUAACUCAUUUUGUAUGUUGAUCUGUGUGAUUGUCUCCUUUUUUCUGGUGCAAGACCUGUGAAUGUGAUAGUUGGUUUCAUUUGUAGUAACUAGUACUAGUUGU